Molecule: messenger RNA, 1254 nt
Organism: Calliphora vicina (urban bluebottle blowfly)
Lineage: Eukaryota; Metazoa; Arthropoda; Insecta; Diptera; Calliphoridae
Product: odorant receptor 63a-like
Exons: 10
Coding region: 1-1254 (417 amino acids)
Biological process (GO): sensory perception of smell; detection of chemical stimulus involved in sensory perception of smell
Cellular component (GO): plasma membrane
Molecular function (GO): odorant binding; olfactory receptor activity
Source: RefSeq, a predicted model, not a curated record
AUGUUUUCCGACAAUGAAGUGCAGGAUUUAAGAAAACGCAAUUAUAAUAAAAUCAAAGAAUUAAUAAGAAUUUCUUUGGGCUUGGGUGUUAAUUUAACAAGUUCUUCUAUUAUCAAGGAUUCUCUGAAAAUAAUAAAUUUGCUUUUAGUAAUUUGCAGUGCUGUUUCCAUGUAUGGACACUGGUGUUAUACAAGACGUUACUUUGAUGAUAUCUCUAAAAUAGCUGAGAGUAUCUGCACUGGCUUACAAACAAUUAUUUCGAUGAUAAAGAUGAUUUACUUUCUAUUUAUACAACGAAAGUUAUACGUUCUUCUUGAUCAGGCACAAACUCAUGAAAUUAUAAGAAAAUCUGAAAUCUUUCAAAAAGAUAAAGAUUUUCCCAUUUCGGGAAAGCUUAAGAAGAUUAUACACAACAUUAUGGAAUUGAGUUGGAAGAAUAUUCGGCAUCAAUUAAUAUUUUAUAUAUGCUGCUGUGCGGGAAUAAUUAGCAAUUAUUUCUUUUCAGCUUUAUUUGUAAAUUUAUAUCAUCAAAUAAAAAGGACUCCCAAUUAUAAACAUGUAUUACCUUACCCCUCAGUUUAUCCAAUAUGGGAGAGUAAAGGAAUGUCUUUUCCAUACUAUCAUUUGCAAAUGUUUCUUAAUGGAUGUGCCACUUAUAUUGCCGGAAUGUGUGCAGUUAGUUUCGAUGGCGUUUUUAUAGUCUUGUGUGUACAUGGUGUCGGACUAAUACAAGUGCUGAUUGUGAUGAUUGAAAAAUCCACUUCACCAGAUGUACCUAAAAAGAAACGUGUGGAAUAUUUGCGUCAAUGCAUUUUUCAAUGCCAACGUACUUUCGACUAUUUACAGAGUAUAAGUGAAAUUUAUAAACAAAUCAGUUUAUCACAAUUUCUACUGAGCUUGAUUACAUGGGGCAUAGUCCUUUUUCAAAUGAGUGUUGGAUUGGAAUCAGAUAAAAUUACUCUAGUGCGCAUGGUAUUGUAUCUUUCUGCAGCUGGUUAUGAAAUCGUCCUUUACUGUUACAAUAGUCAACGUUUGACUACUGAGUGUGAAAAGAUUCCUUUGGCUUUAUACAGCUGUGAGUGGUACAACGAGUCCGCAGAAUUUAAACAACUUAUACAUUUUAUGAUUCUUCGCACGAAUCGUGUUUUUAGUCUAAAUAUUUCCUGGUUUAUGACCAUGUCUUUACCAACUCUUUUAGUAAUGACUAAAACUAGUGGAUCAUAUUUCCUAUUAUUGAAAAAUUUAGCGGAAUAA